This is a messenger RNA of Peronospora matthiolae, 699 nucleotides long. The record is from the annotation of a GenBank genome assembly. NCBI's taxonomy places the organism in Eukaryota, Oomycota, Peronosporomycetes, Peronosporales, Peronosporaceae.
AUGCAAGUUGCAUUUGCCCAGUCAAAUCUGGCAGGACGUGCCAAGACUUGGGCACUGGGGCUCAAGCUGCACGACCCAUACGCGUUUGGGUCGUUGGAAGUCUUCAAGUCGCGGCUCAGACAAACGUUUGAACCGCCUAGAGCUGAGUUCAGGGCUCGAACCGAACUCUUGAAGCUCAAGCAGGGUAAGCGUGAUGUGCACGCUUACGCUCAACAUAUACGACAUCUCACGAGUUGUAUAAGUUCCAAUCCGGUGGAUGAACACACGUUGGUUUCGGUGUUCAUGCAGGGUCUUGCGGAUGGUCCCGUCAAGACUCACCUGUUCCGGCUUGAACUAGAUUCACUAGAACAAGCCAUUUCCAUUGCGGAGCAGGAAGACUUCAGUCUGAGACAGGCUCGCGCCAGCUCGACAUCAUAUCGUCAACCGAGACGAUAUGACAACGGAGGUCCAGAGCCGAUGGAACUCUGUUAUGUAGAGAGCGAGAAGGCUCGCUCUACAGACUACAAGAAGUUGCAGAAAUGCAACAGAUGUCAAAAGACAGGACACUACGCUUACGAGUGUAGUGCCCCUCGUCCAGUGUCUCGCGACACUGGGCGUAGUGACCGUCCACCCAUGAGAAAGGGGCAGGGACGAGGGUCCGCAGUUGGUGCAAAGACGCAACAACGGGAUGGACCGUCAAAAAACGGACAGGAUCAGUAG